AUGGAAGAUCAACAGCAGAAUCCUUUCUUCAUUCAUCAUUUAGAUCACCCAGGACUUGUUCUUGUUUCCCAUCUUUUGACGGAAGAAAAUUAUCCGUCGUGGCGCCGCGCAAUGCUCAUUGCUCUCUGUGCGAAGAACAAAAUUGGCUUCGUCGAUGGAUCGAUUCCGCAACCUUCAGAUGUUUCGAAAGAACUCACCGCUAGCAUCAUCUAUGCCUCCACUGCGGCGUCGAUUUGGAAUGAUCUUCAAGAACGUUUUCUGCAUAACAACGGUCCACACCUCUUUCAAUUGCGCAAGGACUUCAUCACCUGCACACAAGGUACUCUCUCUGUUGGUGCCUACUACUCAAAGAUCAAAGGUAUUUGGGAAGAACUUGCUAAAUUUCGUCCUCGUUAUCAAUGCGUUUGCGGCGGUGUUAAUCCUUUGAUUGAGCACAUCAACCAUGAGUAUGUUCUCACAUUCUUGCUGGGUUUGAAUGAGAGCUUCAAUCCCAUUCAUAGUCAGAUCCUCCUCAUGGAUUCUUUACCUUCAGUUAGUCGGGUUUUCUCACUAGUGAUUCAAGAAGAGAAACAACAUGUGGUUAAUGCCAUUACCAGUGAGAACACUGAAACCCUAGCUUAUGCUGUCAAUGAUUCCAAUGGUGUCAAGUCCAAAAAUGGGAAGAAGGAUAGUGUAAUACGGUGA
Messenger RNA from Vicia villosa (hairy vetch), 684 nucleotides. RefSeq lists its product as uncharacterized. The record is from RefSeq and is a predicted model, not a curated record. The transcript has 2 exons. Lineage: Eukaryota; Viridiplantae; Streptophyta; Magnoliopsida; Fabales; Fabaceae. The coding region runs from base 1 to 684 and encodes 227 amino acids.